GCGCCGGGGGACGGUGUCUUUGCUUCCUCUCCUGUCUGUCCAGAGUCUGUGUUCUCACGUCUGUCCUCGACAUCUGCAGCCCGUACUCGCACCACGACAGCCGCCAUGGCGUCCUACUCGUUCACGAACCCGGCUACUUACCACCUCCUCAGCUACGGCACCCUCCUCGGCAGCACGCUCUUCCAAUCCUUCAUCUCGGGCGUAGUCGCCUACCGCGUCCUCCCGCGCCCGCAAUUCUCCACGCUGCAGAAACACACCUUCCCCGUGUACUUCACCCUGCAAACCGCCGCGCCCGUGGCCCUGCUGCUGACCUACCCAUCCGGGCCCUCGCGGCUGCUGCCCGUGCUCUCCUCUGCCCAUGUCCUCCCGACACCCACAGAUAACUUGUCCUCGUACCUCAUCGCCACCAUGUUCGCAACCGCCCUUGCCAACCUCGUCUACCUCGGCCCGCAGACCACGCGCGUCAUGGUCGAGCGCAAGCACCAGGAGACGAGAGACGGGAAGGCUGCGUAUGAUAAGGGGCCGCAUAGUGUGGCCAUGCAGAAGCUGAAUACAAGGUUUAGUGUGCUGCAUAGUGUUAGUAGUGUGGUGAAUUUGGUGGGGUUGGGGGCGAUGGUGUGGUAUGCGGCGGUGUUGGGGGGUGGGUUGAGGGUGGAGUUGUAGGACGAUCCUAACAACUUUGACAGUGGGAGCUUGUAGGUAUUGUGGUAUCUAAAGCUGCUAUCUAGUCAGGCAUUACUUGCAUUGUAGGUAACGAAGUAUUCUGUAGAGUUUUCUCACGUGCUUCCUACUUUACUGUUGCAUGGUGGAAUCCUCACUUGAAACCCUUAGUCCGCCGUUCACUCUGCAACGAGAGAGCCAUCUCAUCCAGUCAGAACCACGAACCCAGCCACGCUCGCACACUCCCGCCAGAGCAGCAGACCCCAGCCUCCCCC
Boeremia exigua is the source of this 935-nucleotide messenger RNA. RefSeq lists its product as uncharacterized. The coding region runs from base 106 to 663 and encodes 185 amino acids. Lineage: Eukaryota; Fungi; Ascomycota; Dothideomycetes; Pleosporales; Didymellaceae. The transcript has 2 exons. The record is from RefSeq and is a predicted model, not a curated record.